Haliotis rubra (blacklip abalone) is the source of this 674-nucleotide messenger RNA. RefSeq lists its product as uncharacterized. The transcript is spliced from 6 exons. NCBI's taxonomy places the organism in Eukaryota, Metazoa, Mollusca, Gastropoda, Lepetellida, Haliotidae. The record is from RefSeq and is a predicted model, not a curated record. Bases 108 to 614 code for a protein of 168 amino acids.
AAGCUCCUUGCGUCCGCCUACCCAUGGGGCGGAGCUAUAGCACAUACUGAACAGUCGGAGACAGAUCUGGCCACAUCUCGAGUCGUUAUCCAGCACAUUCAGACAGAAUGCCUGCCCUCCGACUUACCGUGUUUAUCCUCCUUUUCUGUGGGACCUGUGGUUUCUCAAGGUCCCUUUUCAGUCUGUUUAACCACUGCAACCCUCCUGAAAUGCUAGUGGGGAAAUUCUGUGCUGCUUUGUUGGACAAUGACCUCAACGGUAACGGCAUAGUGGACGGCAGUGACAUCGCCACAGAUACCAUGCUUUACAACUACGACGAAGACUUGUGUGUCACAAACAAGUGGGAGGUCGUGACAAGGUGGUCGUGUCGGUACGGCUUCUCCGAACAGUACGGAAGAUACAUGUACCAAUUCUUUGACAUCAACGGGGAUGGCCUUGCUACGGCAGCUGACUUGGGUUCAGUCAAUAUUAGCGAUGCCUACUUCUUAAAGGUCCAAUACACGCGUUUCAAGAACACCUACUGCGGUGACCCUAAGAACAGGGUGACCCCCCUUGACAAACUCCAGUGUGACGAGGUGGACAAACUGAAGCCAGAGGACAUCAAGUGUACAUAAGAAGAAUCAGAUUCUACGUUCACCUGUGAUGUAAAAACGGCAUUAAAACUGUUGGUAAUA